CGUGAUUGGGCAUGAAAGCAAAACUAUGGGACGUUAUGAAGCCUUAAAGCUGCAGCACCUUUCGCGCACCAUCUCCUCCUCCAGCAGGGGGACUCUUACCUGUACCUGCGGGAAGGAGUGCCACUCGUCAUCGUCCGACUCCAAAUCAGGAUCAACUUUUCCUUCUUCCAGCAGCCCGGAGAGGUAGAAGUCGGCCAGGGCGGCUGGAAACUGAACCAGCGACUGCAGCAGGACUCCGAGCAUGGAGCCGAUAACGUCUUGGAGCGAGGAGAGAGUCAGCGAGUGGCUCCAAGGUCUGGACGCCCCCCUGCAUCAGUACCCAGUCUCGGAGUGGCAUUUGUCCGGUCUGGAUCUGCUCCAGUUGACCUCUCAGGACCUGGAAAAGUUGGGAGUCCAUAAGAUCGGACACCAGGAGCUCGUACUGGAGGCCGUGGAGAAACUCUGCUCUCUGACAUAUGGUAUAGGUGGAGAUAACCUGCGUGGUCUGACAGAGAAGCUGCGUGCCGUUGCCCACACCCUCCAGAUGGGCAUCCAGGGCCGCUGGCGCCUCAACAGCUACGAUGGACGGAGCACUACCAAGCUGCCUGCUGGAGUUCUGCAGGUUGUAGUGGAGCUCAUCAUCUCUGCCAAAGGACUCUUCUCUCUGCUCAACAGGUACCAGUUUUUCCAGCUCACCGCCACCAAGAACAUAUUCAGCUACUGCGGAGAGCUGGGAGAAACUGUCCACAAGGAUACUACUGUCUAUGAAAAGGAAAAAGACAUCAUCUCUGUAUGCCGUCAGUUGGUGGCGUUGUGCGAUGAGAUCCUGAACUCCAGCCCUGAAGCGCUUCUUACCCACACUGCUCAGCUCGAGAGUGUUGACCUAGUGCCUGUGUCUCCUGGUGAUCAGCUGGGGAUUGAGAUUACGUCCACUGGCUGCAGUAACCACUACGUGACCGGAACUGCUGCUGAGCCUUCGAAUGAUGUCUAUGUGAACAUCUUGGCUGGUGAUGAAGUGAUUCUAGUCAACAACCAGAUAGUGGUGGGCUGGAGCAGAGCAAAUCUUGUGAAGAAGCUGCGGGAGAAUCCCAGUGGAGUGAAUCUGGUCGUGAAGAAGAUCCCUGGGUCAGUCCGACACAAAGACCUAGUCCAGCAGGCCUCCUCUACACAGAAAGAGGAAGAAGAGAAAGACGAGGGGUCAGAGGACGAGGAGGAGAAUCCGAGGCACUCCAUAUUUGAGAGGGUAGCAGCUUCUGUCAGGUCCCUGUCUUUUAGGAAAGCUAUUCACGGGCCAGAGGUACAACAGCGGCCUGUGGGACAGGAGGACUCAGUGUUGUCCUGUGAAAAAGAGCUGGAUGGGAGUCUGAUGCUCACUUCACAUCAAAACCAACAAGGGGGGUUGUCACCACUGUCAGCCCCAGGGGACUUUGAGGGUUUGGAGAGUUCAAGGCUCUCCCCAAGACUCAGAAGAGACCAGUCGCUGUCGCCCAGAAGUCAUUCACCUCAAGGAGCCAACCAAGAAACAGCUAGCGUCAGUUCCUGCCCUGAAAUGGUGGGGCACACGGGGAAUAAGGACAUGAAAAAGAGUUGUACAAAAGGAAUGUCGACGGCUCUGAGUCGGCGUCGUGUGUCCUGCCGUGAGCUGGGUCGUCCCGACUGCGAUGGCUGGCUGUGGAAGAAGAGGAAGGAGAGCAGUGUCUUCAUCGCCCAGAAGUGGCAGCGCUUCUGGUUUGUCCUCAAGGGGCCCUCACUUUACUGGUACACCAGCCAACAGGAUGAGAAGGCAGAGGGUCUGGUCAAUAUAUCCAGCUACAACAUAGAGAGCGCCGGAGAGCACAAGAGAAAAUACGUGUUCAAAAUGUGCCACCAGAGGUUUCAAAACUUCUUCUUCGCUGCUGACAAUGUCAGCGACAUGAGCAAGUGGAUUAACUGCUUGAUUACAUCCAUACAGAAGCACAACAAGCUCCACAAAGGCCCCGAUAGUGAGGAAGAAUGUUACAGUGAGACGGAAUCAGAAAGCGAGAGAUCUCCUUCACCCCGCAGAAGAAACAAGAAGGUGCAGUCCAACACUCUGCCUCGCCCCAAGGGGAAGACGAACAAGAUGCCACUAUUGAGUCCUCCGACAGGGGGCAGCAAAGGCACAGGCGCCCCAGAAGAUGAGAUGGGUAAGAUUUUAAACAACAUAAAGGAAGGCGGAGUUUCUCUCAUCGGCCAAGAGCAGCCGUUUACACACGACCACUUCAGGAAGUCGUUCAUUCGACGCAACAAGAACCCUAUCAUUAACGAGAAAGCGCACACGCUCCGGGCCCUGCAGAGCACUCUGAAGGCAAAAGAAGCAGAGUUGCAGCAAAUCAACAAGAUCCUGGAGGAGUCUAAUCUGACAGCCUCAAGGUACCGCCAGUGGAAGGAGCAAAACGAGGAACUAGUUCAAGAAAUUGAGAAACUGGCCGAACUCAAGGCCUCCAAAGGACGGGACAAUGCAGCGGUGCAGGAUGCGACUGCCGAGGAGGUUGCCUUGGAAACUGUCGCUAAGGAAACGGCCACCGCAGAGACGGAAGGCGCAUACAGACUGAGCCUGAGCGACGGAGAGCAGUUAGUGGACGCAGAGCCGUCUGGCGCUCUCCUGGAGAUCCCACAGGGUUCUCCGAGCACAGAGACCAGUCCAGUGUUAGAUCUCUCUCUGGGGUCGCUGCAGGAUUCAAUAAACAAACAGCUGAGUGAGAUGGCGGAGAGCGGAGAAGCUGCUGAGAACUACUUCUACAUUUAAGACCACGCUGGAAUAGUCACACCACUGGAGAAUUGCUCUGUUUACAAAAGUCAGACAAAUGGAAGAUGCUUGUGAGAGAGGUGCAUUUCACCGUGUCCUCUACUGACUUUCAUCUGACAGGAUUAGUUAAAAAUUGCCACUAAAUCAACGCGUUAAUCUUGUAUGUCAGUGAAAUGUAUCAGUGCACACUUGUUUGUCUUUUACUAUUGGAAACUAAUUUAACCCUGUACUUGCUCACAACAAAUAUGACGAGUUUACAACAGAGAAAAGAACAAUUUGCCAAGUGUCGAUCUGAGUUCAGUAUGUAUUUAUGGGAUUCUAAAGCUGUCUUGUUCUUCUUAUGAUAAAAAAAUAAAAAUCAAAUAGAACUUUUCUUAGAAUUCAACGAGAAUCUGUAAUAUAAGUCAUGCCUCUUGUAAUGUGAUAUGUAAAUACAGUUUUACUAUAAAUGCUCUAUGUAUUUGUUAAUUACCUUAAUAAAGGUACAGAUUUGAAAUAUUUUGCACAGAAAAUUUACUCCAGAAACACUGUUGUUGUAGCUCCUGGUAUUUCAAGGUUAUGUCCUUUUUUGAGCCCUCUUGUACGUGCACACCUGUGUAUAUGAACCAUAUGGCAUGGCUGUAUGACCGUUCUGGUUCAGUGUUCCUUAUUGCCCAAGUCUGCCAUGAAUGCAGCAAAACAAGUGAAGAUUCCUCAAGUGCUUAGAUGUCUGAUGUGACCCUUCUCCUUUUCACUGUAAUCUUCAACAGCUUAAUAAA
Xiphias gladius (swordfish) is the source of this 3504-nucleotide messenger RNA. RefSeq names its product connector enhancer of kinase suppressor of Ras 1 (gene cnksr1). Bases 242 to 2746 code for a protein of 834 amino acids. The transcript has 22 exons. The record is from RefSeq and is a predicted model, not a curated record. Gene Ontology annotation, molecular function: protein binding. Lineage: Eukaryota; Metazoa; Chordata; Actinopteri; Istiophoriformes; Xiphiidae.